Lutra lutra (Eurasian river otter) is the source of this 3162-nucleotide messenger RNA. It is a transcript of the gene PATZ1, whose product is annotated as POZ/BTB and AT hook containing zinc finger 1. Gene Ontology annotation, biological process: regulation of cytokine production; negative regulation of transcription by RNA polymerase II; regulation of immune system process. Gene Ontology annotation, cellular component: nucleus. Gene Ontology annotation, molecular function: protein binding; RNA polymerase II cis-regulatory region sequence-specific DNA binding; DNA-binding transcription factor activity, RNA polymerase II-specific. The record is from RefSeq and is a predicted model, not a curated record. The coding region runs from base 13 to 2076 and encodes 687 amino acids. NCBI's taxonomy places the organism in Eukaryota, Metazoa, Chordata, Mammalia, Carnivora, Mustelidae. The transcript has 5 exons.
GGGGCGGCGGCCAUGGAGCGGGUGAACGACGCUUCCUGCGGCCCAUCGGGCUGCUACACCUACCAGGUGAGCAGGCACAGCACGGAGAUGCUGCACAACCUGAACCAGCAGCGCAAAAACGGCGGGCGCUUCUGCGACGUGCUCCUGCGGGUGGGCGACGAGAGCUUCCCAGCGCACCGCGCGGUGCUGGCCGCCUGCAGCGAGUACUUUGAGUCGGUGUUCAGCGCCCAGUUGGGCGACGGCGGAGCUGCAGACGGGGGUCCCGCUGACGUGGGGGGCGCAGCGGCAGCCCCAGGCGGCGGGGCUGGGGGUAGCCGGGAGCUGGAGAUGCACACCAUCAGCUCCAAGGUGUUCGGGGACAUCCUGGACUUCGCUUACACUUCCCGCAUCGUGGUUCGCCUGGAGAGCUUCCCCGAGCUCAUGACGGCUGCCAAGUUCCUACUGAUGAGGUCGGUCAUUGAGAUCUGCCAGGAAGUCAUCAAACAGUCUAAUGUGCAGAUCCUGGUGCCCCCUGCCCGGGCAGACAUCAUGCUCUUUCGUCCCCCUGGAACCUCGGACUUGGGCUUCCCUUUGGACAUGACCAACGGGGCAGCCUUGGCAGCCAACAGCAAUGGCAUCGCAGGCAGCAUGCAGCCCGAGGAGGAGGCAGCCCGGGCUGCUGGUGCAGCGAUUGCGAGCCAAGCCUCCCUGCCUGUGUUACCUGGGGUGGACCGCUUGCCCAUGGUGGCCGGACCCCUAUCCCCCCAACUGCUGACUUCCCCAUUCCCCAAUGUGGCAUCCAGUGCCCCUCCCCUGACUGGCAAGCGAGGCCGGGGCCGCCCAAGGAAGGCCAACCUGCUGGACUCAAUGUUCGGGUCCCCAGGGGGCCUGAGGGAGGCGGGCAUCCUUCCAUGUGGCCUGUGUGGGAAGGUGUUCACUGAUGCCAACCGGCUCCGGCAGCAUGAGGCCCAGCAUGGUGUCACCAGCCUCCAGCUGGGCUAUAUCGACCUUCCUCCACCGAGGCUGGGUGAGAAUGGGCUACCCAUCUCUGAGGACCCCGACGGCCCCCGAAAGAGGAGCCGGACCAGGAAGCAGGUGGCAUGUGAGAUCUGCGGCAAGAUCUUCCGUGACGUGUACCAUCUCAAUCGGCACAAGCUUUCCCAUUCGGGGGAGAAGCCCUAUUCCUGCCCAGUGUGUGGGCUGCGGUUCAAGAGAAAAGAUCGCAUGUCCUAUCAUGUGCGAUCCCACGACGGGUCGGUGGGCAAGCCCUACAUCUGCCAGAGCUGUGGGAAAGGCUUCUCCAGGCCUGAUCACUUGAACGGACAUAUCAAGCAGGUGCACACUUCUGAGCGGCCUCACAAGUGUCAGACCUGCAAUGCGUCUUUUGCCACUCGAGACCGUCUGCGCUCCCACCUGGCCUGUCAUGAAGAUAAGGUGCCCUGCCAGGUGUGUGGGAAGUACUUGCGGGCAGCGUACAUGGCAGACCACCUGAAGAAGCACAGCGAGGGGCCCAGCAACUUCUGCAGUAUCUGUAACCGAGGUUUCUCCUCUGCCUCCUACUUAAAGGUCCAUGUUAAAACCCACCACGGUGUUCCCCUUCCCCAGGUCUCCAGGCACCAGGAGCCCAUCCCGAAUGGGGGAGCAGCGUUCCACUGCGCCAGGACCUAUGGCAACAAAGAAGGCCAGAAAUGCUCACAUCAGGAUCCGAUUGAGAGCUCCGACUCCUAUGGUGACCUCUCGGACGCCAGUGACCUGAAGACGCCCGAGAAGCAGAGCACCAAUGGCUCCUUCUCCUGUGACAUGGCAGUCCCCAAAAACAAAAUGGAGUCUGAUGGGGAGAAGAAGUACCCCUGCCCUGAAUGCGGGAGCUUCUUCCGCUCUAAGUCCUACUUGAACAAACACAUCCAGAAGGUGCAUGUGCGGGCCCUUGGGGGCCCCCUGGGGGACCUGGGUCCUGCCCUCGGCUCACCUUUCUCUCCCCAGCAGAACAUGUCUCUCCUCGAGUCCUUUGGGUUUCAGAUUGUUCAGUCAGCGUUUGCGUCAUCUUUAGUAGAUCCUGAGGUUGACCAGCAACCCAUGGGGCCUGAGGGGAAGUGAGGCAGAUGCUGUGUCCCCACGGAAAUGGCCACCGGGGACUGCUGAGAAAUGCUGUGAAUGCGGAGGGAAGUAAUGUCUUUGGGUUCUGUAGCUGAGAGAUUUUUAUUCGUUUUUAACUCCCCCUUCCCCCCAGCCUAUCACCCCCCACUUCCCCUCCACCACCCAUCCCCCUCAGUGGUCUUUAGAAAUAGAUUCUCAUCUGAUACUCUGCAGGAAUAUCUGCGAGACCUGGUAUGGGAUAAGGGCAGAAAACACUACAUAGGCCUCCAGGGCAACACCAGUCCCGGUUUCUCUAAUGGGCGGAAGCUGGAAUUUCUGGUGCUCAGUUCUUAGUGACCCCAAUCCCAAACCCACACCUGAUGGCAUUCUGGGACCGCGGUGAUUUGGGUCCCCUCCCCCUUCUCACAUCCUUCAAGAGAAACCACAUCUAGGGUCUCCACCCACUUACACAAAUACAGAUGCCCAACUGUUUUCAAGGAAGCUGGAAGCCUACAGCAUCCCAUGGACCAUGGGGUGAAUGCCCUCUGAGAGCCCCUGAGCUUGACUCUUGACCUGGAGGGCCCCAGACCUUUCUCUGAGCCCUACAUGGAGGCUAGCAUUUUGCUACUAGGACAAGCUCAGCUAUUGAGGACACCCCCACCCCAAAUUCCAGUUCUUAUGUGAUUUUCACCAUUCAACUUGCUGUUGGGUUUUAAUUCUCUAAUUAUUAUUAUUAUUGUUAUUAUUUUUUAGGACCAGUUGUAGUGAAUUGCUACUGAAAGCUAUCCCAGGUGAUACAGAGCUCUUUGUAAACCGCAGUCACACGUUAGGGUUAGUAUUAAACUCUGUUUAGAUGUACCAUAAUUAACUUGGCUAGUUGAUUGUUUGAAGUCUAUGGAAGAAAUAGUUUUAUGCAAAAUUUUAAAAAUGCCAGUCUGAUCAGGGAGAUAUAGGGGGUUUCAAUGUUGUUGGUAGCCAGGAAGGCAGGAGAGCUGGCAGGUGGGGACAUCGUGUACCUCGGCUGUGUCACAUGUGAGCAGGCCCAGGUUGACCUGGUGAUGUGAAUUGAUCUGAUCAGACUGUAUUAAAAACAUUAGUACGUUAAUC